Molecule: messenger RNA, 714 nt
Organism: Triticum turgidum subsp. durum (durum wheat)
Lineage: Eukaryota; Viridiplantae; Streptophyta; Magnoliopsida; Poales; Poaceae
Source: the annotation of a GenBank genome assembly
AUGGAGUGCAAGGCGGCGAGGGAGCCGUCCUCGUCCGCCCCCUCUUCUUCCAUGGACAGCUGUGGCGCCGGCGGGCCGCGGGCGACGGUCUCCACGGCGUCGUCCUUCUACCGGCCGGCGAUCGACAGGGGCCUAAGCACGGACCUUCACCUCGGGCUCAGCCUGCGGUCGUGCUCCUCCUCCUUCCACGCAGCUGACGGCGUCUCCGCUUCCACUCCAAGGUCUCUGCAGGCUCGUGAUUUUAUCUCAGAAAUUAAACUUCUUGUUCAUCAUUUUGCAUCGGUCGAUCUCUGGCUCUCUGCACAUAAACCGACGCAUCCAACCUGCCGUCUUCUUAGGAGCGCCCUGACAACAACGGCGGGUCCGGCGUAUGAGACAGGCGGCGGCGGCGGCAGCCAUGGGCAGCAGUUGCUGUUUGUGAAGGUGUACAUGGAGGGCGUCCCCAUCGGCCGGAAGCUGGAUCUGCUGCUGCUGGACGGCUACGACGACCUCCUCGCUAUCCUAGGCCGCAUGUUCAAGGCCUCCAUCAUACAUCCGGAUACUAUCGGCCGUGAUCACCGAGUGGUUCUUGGGGAGAAGCAGGCUCGCCAUGUUGUCACUUAUCAAGACCAGGAGGGGGACUGGUUGAUGGCCGGCGACCUGCCGUGGGCGCUAUUCCUGGCGAGUGUGAAGAAAUUGAAGAUUGCAAGGGUGGAUAGUAGCAUCUCGGAUUGA